Molecule: messenger RNA, 534 nt
Organism: Pleuronectes platessa (European plaice)
Lineage: Eukaryota; Metazoa; Chordata; Actinopteri; Pleuronectiformes; Pleuronectidae
Product: gamma-crystallin M2-like
Exons: 3
Coding region: 1-534 (177 amino acids)
Biological process (GO): visual perception; lens development in camera-type eye
Molecular function (GO): structural constituent of eye lens
Source: RefSeq, a predicted model, not a curated record
AUGGACCGUGCAGGAAAGAUCGUGUUCUACGAAGACAGAAACUUCCAAGGCCGUUACUAUGAGUGCAACAGCGACUGUCCCGAGCUCAACACCCACUUCAGCCGCUGCAACUCUGUGCGCGUGGAGAGCGGCGCCUGGGUCCUGUACGAGAGGCCCAACUACCUGGGCUACCAGUACGUCCUGACCCGGGGCGAGUACUCGGACUACAAGCGCUGGAUGGGCUACAACGACAGCGUCAGGUCGUGCAGGAUCAUAAGAAAUUCCUCUGGUGUGUUCAGGAUCCGUGUCUACGAGCGUCCGGACUUCAGAGGUCAGACGCUGGAGGCCACGGAGGACAUGAACAACCUGCCCGACCACUGGCCCCUGCGGGAGGUCCACUCCGCCCGCGUGCAGGACGGCGCCUGGGUCUUCUACGAGCUGCCCGACUACCACGGACGUCAGUACCUGCUGGAGAGAGGAGAGUACCGGCGCUUCAACGAGUGGGCCGCCAUGAGCCCCAACGUGGGCUCCUUCCGCCGCAUCCACGACUUUUAG